AGCCACGCUCGUGUGAGCGUAGUUGAUUUCGCCGGCGGACAUGGCCAACGGCAAAGAGAAUGAAGACGGCGGUGCUUCAUCAAUAAAAAUCGAUCAUACUUCUCCAUAUUAUCUUGGACCUCAAGAUAGACCGGGGGACUAUAUUACUCCUAUUCGGCUUCAUGGUGAGAACUACGACGACUGGGCAGGAUCCGUUCGUUUGGCGCUGAAAGCACGACGUAAAUUCGUGUUUUUAGAUGGAUCAAUAAAAACCUACGAAAAUCAUUGUACGGAGGAAGAUUGGCAAACUAUUCAUUCUAUGCUCGUGUCAUGGUUGAUGAACACCAUAGCACCGGAAGUGAGAAGUACCCUUUCUCAAUACGAAGAUGCAAAACUUUUGUGGGAAGAUCUUAAAGAAAGAUUUUCAGUUGUGGAUGGACCACGUAUCCAUCAAUUGAAGGUCAACAUAGCAAGAUGUGAGCAAUCGCCCUCUAUGACGGUUGCAAACUAUUACGGACAGCUCAAGAUGUGGUGGGAUGAAUUAAAUAAUUAUGAACCACUCUUGAGUUGCACAUGUGGGAAGUGUACAUGCAAGCUUGGAGAAUUGCAUGCACAACGACGUGAGUCCGAGAGAUUUCAUCAGUUUUUGAUGGGCUUAACUCCUGACUUUUAUGCACAAAUACGAUCUAAUUUGCUGUCUCAAGAACCUCUGCCGACCCUAAAUAGAGCGUACCACCAGAUAACGCAAGAAGAACGGGUGCGUGGAACUGCUCAGAAAAAGGAAGAAAAACCUGAAAUUAUGGGUUUUGCGGCAAAGGCUGUGGGACGGGAAAAUAAUAAAGCCUCUAAAGUGGACAAAUCUGGAAUGGUUUGUACACAUUGCAAUUUUCCAGGCCAUGAGAUCACUGGUUGUUUUCAAUUGAUUGGUUAUCCGGAUUGGUGGGGAAACCGCCCGCGAGGAAUAAUCAAAGGUACUGGACAAGGCAAAUCAGGGACAGGACGCGGCUCGGUUGCUGUAACGGCGCAUGCAGCAGCCAGUGAACAUAUUAUUCCACAGUGCAGUUCGCAGAAGGAGGGAGAAGCUUCUGCCACGACUUUACCUGGUUUUACUGCUGAGCAAUGGCGUGCACUCACAGCGGCUUUCGGUAAAAACUCAGCUUCUUCUGAUCAUAUGACCGGACCGACACUCGAGGAAGCUGAUUGGAACGGGUGAACGAUGGGAUGGCCUGUACUACUUUAAACAAGAUUCUGGACAGUGUGUGGCGGUGAAUGGCGUGGACUUACCAGCAGAUCUUUGGCAUAAAAGGCUAGGGCAUCCGUCUGAAAAUUUAAUUAAAUCUUUGUCUUCUGUUGAGAGUAGUGUUGAUUCUCCUUGUGACAUUUGUUUUCGUGCCAAACAAACUCGUGAAGUAUUUCCAUUAAGUAAUAAUAAAGCUAGUCGGAUUUUUGAUUUGAUUCAUAUUGAUGUUUGGGGUCCAUAUCCGACUGUAUCAACUUGUGGAGCCAAAAGUUUUCUCACAAUUGUAGAUG
Molecule: messenger RNA, 1509 nt
Organism: Cuscuta europaea
Lineage: Eukaryota; Viridiplantae; Streptophyta; Magnoliopsida; Solanales; Convolvulaceae
Source: the annotation of a GenBank genome assembly